CUGGGCCCUUGGCUUAAGGCCUCGGCUCUUCCUGGGGCAGCGCUCAGGUGGACAGAGCCGCCUCUGGAGUCUGGAGGACCUGGGUUUGUGUCUUGCCUAGGACAGUUCCUAGCUGGGUGACUUUGGGCAAGUCGCUUCCCAUCUCGGAGCCUCCCUUCACUCCCUGCUUGUCUCUGAAAAUGUGGCACCUAGCAGGUCUUCAAUAAACGGUAGUUUGGACCUUGGCCAGUGUGAAAGGAAAAGGGACCACUGAUUUUAAAUCUUCAGUUAAACUUGUUUGUGAUAACUUAAAUAUAAAGUUAACAAAUACUGUAAAUUUUUUAGCUGGCAAUUUACGCUGAUAUUUAGGAUUAUGGGUUAAAUUGGGGAGAUGGAGUUUCAGCAUACAAAUCAAUGACAGUACAUGCAAAAUAUCAACAGCAAAACUCCCCAGCAAAGGCAGUCUCCUCCCCCUUGAAUUAUUAGUUAAGAGCAUACAACAUUGAGUCCCUCCUGUGGGCUGAGCUGGCUCCCAGGCCCUUGACAUUCAUUGACUAACGCACUGCUCACCGUGGAGUUGAUGUUAUUUUCGCCAUUUUAUGGAUGAUGAAACUGAAACUUGGAAAUAAUGACUUUCCAAAGGUUACACACAUCUGUCCAGCCCCCCAAGUUUGGGCCUUGACCCACCACCAGUCCAUUUAUUAGCAGGGACUGAGCUAUGGGUUCAGCCCACUUCAGCCAAAGAUGUGAAGAAAACAUUACUGGCCAAGAGAAGAAGAAUCAAAUAGGUGGCUGAGGGUCUAAAAUGGAGUCAAGGAGGUGACAGGGCAAGAGCAUGCCGUCUCUCAGGCAGCAGGUCAGAGGGGAGUGGGUCACAUGAGACUCAGCUGCUCUCCUGGUUCUCCUUCCCCCUUCCAGGGUGGCAGCCACAUCUGAGGACCAGAGCCACUUUGAGGAAUGAGGGCCUGUGACUUCCACUGGUCCAGCUGGGGCCAGUGACCAUCCUCAGCAUCUGAUAUCACCAGGAAGGCUUGGGGACCUGGGAGUGCUCAGGGGAGCCUUCUGCUGAGACAUGGAACUUUGGGGCCGAAUGCUGCGGGCCCUUGUAUCUGGCCUGGGGAGGAGAGGAGGCACUCAGGUCUGGGCCUUCAGCUCAUGGCAAACCCAUCUGCCUCUGGCUGGGUUGUUGAGUGCCACAGAGGUGGUCAGCUACUGGACGGCAGUCUUUGAGAAGAGGGGCAUCCCUGAGGCCCGGGACUCCAGUGAGUACAUCGUGGCUCAUGUUCUUGGAGCCAAAACAUUUCAGAGCCUGAGGCCAGUACUUUGGACCCAGCCCCUGACCCCUUGGCAGCUACAGCACGUCAAGGAGCUAAGUAGCCGCCGAUUGCGAAGGAUGCCUGUGCAGUACAUCCUUGGUGAGUGGGACUUUCAGGGCCUCAAUCUGAAGAUGGUGCCCCCAGUGUUCAUCCCUCGGCCAGAAACAGAGGAGCUGGUUGAAUGGGUGCUAGAGGAGGUGACCCAGAGGUCCCAUGUGGUGGGAGCCCAAGGUGGCCCCCUCAUCUUGGAGGUGGGCUGCGGAUCAGGAGCUGUCUCCCUCAGCCUGCUGAGCCAGAUCCCCCAGAGCCGAGUCAUUGCUGUGGAUAAGGGAGAAGCAGCCAUCUGCCUGACCCAUGAGAAUGCUCAGAGGCUUCAGUUGCAAGACAGGAUUCGGAUCAUCCCCCUCGAUGUGACCUUAGAGGGGAGCUGGGCACACCUUCUGCCCUGGGGUCCCAUGGACUUGGUUGUCAGCAACCCUCCCUACGUCUUCCACCAGGACAUGGAGCAGCUGGCCCCUGAGAUCCGCAGCUAUGAAGACCCAGCAGCCCUGGACGGUGGGGAGGAGGGCAUGGAUGUCAUCACCCACGUCCUGGCCCUGGCACCUUGGCUCCUAAAGGACUCUGGAAGCAUCUUCUUAGAAGUGGACCCAAGACACCCAGAGCUCGUUGGUAGCUGGCUUCAGAGCAGGCCUGACCUGUCCCUCCAUCUCGUGGCUGUGCGCAGGGACUUCUGUGGGAGGCCCCGGUUCCUGCACAUCCGGAGGUCUGGGCUACAGCCUGGAUGCCCCACAGACACCUGGCCAGGGCACUAGCCUGCCAGAGUGCCUGGCUGACACUUCUUCCUGGAAUGCUACUUGGAAGGAGGUGGAUGGCACCUUCCAGAACCCCAGAUCCUUGUGGCAUUCCCCACGGCUCUGUGAUGCCCCAUGCUCUUCAUUUCUAGGAGACUUAGGGGUAGAAGCAAGGGUGAGGGUGUCCUUUCUGGGGUGGCAAAGAGCCAGGGCAUCCAUAGUUCGGCUCAGGAGCUGAGCAGACCCAGGUUCCCAGUCUGGCCUCAUCACAUGAUGGCCAAGGGCAGGUUGCCCAGUGUCUCUGUGGGUGGAAUUGCUCUGAGGAUGUUGGGAGAUAUGGCCAAUAAAGUGUCGAGAGACCGACAAGUAGUGACCUAAUGUUUUGUUACCAUGAUUUCUGGGUCCCCUGACCCCUUGCCCCCAGGCAGUGCUGGGAGUAAGAGCUUCCUUCUGCCCCAGCAGGGCUGGCCACCAAUCCCGCAUGUGGUGGGGACAUGGGAGAGCAGUGUGGAGGAAAGAAUGUGGGUGCUCCUCCUGGCCUUGGAUGCCGGGGGCUGGCACUGAGCAGCUUACUCUAAGGGUUGUCUUAGCCCCCCACUGCCGUGGAGGCGCUCCCACCACUUCUCUGACUGCGGCUGGGCUCUGAGCACAGGAACCUCAUCUGAGCUUCAGCUCAGGGAUGGUUACCUGCUUCCUAGAUGGUCAGGGCUAAGCAUCCUUGCUGCACAGUUCUGGGGUUACGUGUCCACAUUCAUGUAACUGAAGGCUUGAGCCAGUGAGAGGUGAGCAGGGCUUGUGUUUAAUUUUUAUUCCUGUAGCUUUUAGCUAAAACGUCCCUUCCAAGUUGACUUGGAGUUUCAGAUUACUCAUCUGUCCCUGGUUGUGGCUGGGGAGAAUGAUUAGCUGAGAUAGUGACCAGGUUGUGACCUCCACUGCAGCUCUAGUGUGUGCAGACUUGUGGCCACCAGGAGGCCUGAAGGCUCAGCCCUUCUGUCCAUAGGGACAGGAAACCUCCAGGUUGGCCGGGUGCUGAUGUGAGCCUGCAUCAGGGUGAGUCCUGAGGAACAUGGCACACCGCCAGACUCCCCCACCCCCACCCCCAGCACUUUCAAGGGCCUGACCUGGUAGUGCAGUGGCCGGAGGCAGUGUGGUCUGAUGGGCAGCAUCCUCUGCUGGAGCCAGGAUGCUGGGUUCCAGGGCUGUGUCUUGCAGUAAGACCUAAGGCAGCUCCUUUUCCUGCGAGAAGCUGGUUCUUCUGGCUUGAAGGCCAGUGCAAGGUGGCAGCCUCAUUUUAUUCUCAGUCAGCCAGGUGGAGCUGACAUCUGAGUGCCCACUCCCCAGGCAGGGACUCCCCAAGAGAUGUGGCCUAUUUGAGGUCCCAUGGUGGGAGGUGGCCAAGUGGAGAUGGAAGUUAGGUCCCUGCCUUUGAGGAGUCUGUAUUGCUGGGGUCAUACCUGGCCUGAGUGACUCUUCCACUGUGGCUAGGGGUUGCAUUUGCCAGAGCAGAGGCCACACUGCAACUCCCAGAGCCCCAGUAUCCUGCCCCUUGCCAGCCCCAGCUGCACGGACCCCAAGCUGCCCCUGGCUUCCUUUGAGGAGGAGGAGCCAGGGCCUCUCCCUCAUGGCUGCUCUAGAAGAAACCUGGGAAGGUGACGUGAGGCACAGCCAGAGCAAGGCUCCUGGCUUUCUGAGCCCCCCCUGUGCUCUCAGACCUUGGCCUGCCUAGGGCCUCACCCUGUUGACCGUCCUCUUCUCUGCCUGUGCCCUUUGGCUCUUGCUGUUUUCAGCAGCAUCCAGGGCAGCUGCCCUGACCUCCUCGCAGUCUGUUACCCCCUUGUCGCACAGCCUGGGCCACACCUCAGCCAGUGCUGGCUUCCCUGAUGGUCUGACCCUCCUCGCCGCGGGCCCAUUGUGAGGAAAGGCCUUAGUGAGCAUGUGGGUAUGGCACCCCAAGAGAGCAUAAUGAUGGAGAGUGACAGGCUAGGGGCAGCUGGAGUCACUGAAGCAGGAGCCGUGCUUGGGGACAACUUCCUUCCCAGAAAACCGUGAGGCUUUAUGUCCCUGAGAAAGAGGUCCGGGCCAAGUGAACUGGCAGGGCAGGGCCUCAAGCCUGCAGCCACUCUCUUGAUUGGGCCUUGUACACUGAGCUCCAGUAUUGGAGACACAUCAGCCUGGGUGCAGAUCCUGGCAUCUGCCUUUCACCAGGAUGUGACAUUGGGCAGAUGACUUCGCCUCCCUCAGCCUUUGCUUCCAAGCCUGGGAAAUGGGACCAAGUGCUUUAUCUUAAUAGGAUGAUUGUGAGGAACCUGUGGGAUGCACCUUUCAUGGGGCACUAUGAGUCUUUCCAUUGCCCACCUUGGAGGGCAGAUGCAGGGAGGGCCCUGUACCCUCAUGCGUCUAUUUGGUGCUCAGCACCAACACAAGGCAGACAGACACGGCAGUCUGGAAAGGAGGGAAGGCAGGAAUUUCAGUCUUAAGCUCUUGAUUUCUCUCUGCCCUCUGGAGAUGGAGCCACCAAGAGGCUGGUAGCCUGGCAGCCCAGAUUUCCCCUCAGCCCCUCCUCUCCCUCUUCACCAGGGCGUGAGUGUCCUGAGGUCCAGGCCACAUCAGCUAGUGGCUCCAGCCCAAGGAAAGCCAGGCUCACCUGCCCUAUCUCCUCCCCCCUUCCUGGGGCCAGAGCCAGAGCCAGCUGCCUACUUUAGCAGUGUGUUGUGGAGCCCUGAAAGCAGAAUGGCAGGAAGACGUGGGGCUGAUGGUGGAGUCCAGGCUCUGCAGGCCCCUGAGGUCUUGAGGAAUGUACCUGCUGCCCACCCAGCCUCCUUCAGCCAGAGCCCUGAGCAUGGACAGAGGGUGUAGGAGUCCCUGAUCGAAGAACAGUUCCAUCCCCUCUCCCACAGUGGAGGAAACUGAGACUUUGCAUUAUAGUUGGAUGCUUUUCUCAGCUGCCUGUGGGUUUCACCAUGGGGCCCAUCUAGCUAGUUUAUUGAAAUGUGCUCCCCAAACCCUUUCUGCUCUCCCCCAUCCCUACUUGGACCCUGGGCCAUUAACUGCUCCCAAUCCCUGCCCUAAACCCUUGGCUGGCUCCCCAUGACCUGAGUGUGGUCUCUGUGUCCUGCAGAGUCCAGGUCUGAAGAGGUGGGGCAGGGUGGCUAUGGGAAAGGCCCUGGGGAUUCCUCCCAAGGCCGCCUCAGUGCUCUGAGUAAGCCUCCAUCAGAACAAAGCAUUCCACUGCUGACUGGCUUUGAGAACUUCAAUCUCUGUAGGCCAGCACAUUCUUCCCCAUCCACCUUUGGAUUCUUUUCUCCACUGCUGUACACUCCAGCCUCCCUGUAAAACUCUCCAUUCCCUAAACACACUUUCCUCCCUUUGCGCAGCUAGUGCAUCCAUCAAGAAUGCCUUUGUCCACCACUGCUAGUCCAAAUCAUCCUGUCCUUCAAGCUCCAAUACAAAUGCUGCCCCCUCUGGAACACCAGAGGGGUGUUAUGCUAUGUUCUUGCCAGCCUCUAGCCCAUGCUUCAGCCAGCACCAGUGAUGUCCUACCCCAUGCAUUUGGAAACCUUGUCUUUCUCAUCUCUCUAGGGCUCCAUGUAGGUCUGGCAUAUCUCAAGCUCAGUAAAUGUCCACCAAUAAGCCAACAGUGUGUGCAUUUUCUAGAAUGGAGCUGGAACUUCCCAUGUGGGUCACAUCUGACCUGACAGCAGCUCUUGCAUUUUCCAGUCAGCAGGGAGAGGAAGCCACGAGGGGCUGGCCUCCCACCUGAGCCAGGCAGCUGUUCGAGUUGAGCCAUGGCCCCUUUAGGCUCAAGUGCACCUGAUCUCUGCACAGUGGCCACGCCAGGAGUACAAGCUGUCCUUGGCGGCAUCAGGGGCAGGCGCCUGUUUCCUGGAACUCUGGGCCUCAGCCAGCCCCCAGGCAGAGUUGGCCGGAACAGUGGCCUGAUCCCCCCUCAUGACCCCUCAGGGCUGGAUAAGCCCUCUGGAUGGGGCUUGGGACUGGCAAAGCAACCCUACCCCUCCUGUGGUAGGCAGAAUACUGGCCCCAAAGAUGCCCAUGUCCUAAUCCCCCAAACCUGUGAAUGUGUUACCUUACAUGGCAAAAGGAAGUUUCCAGAUCUGAUUAAGUUAAGGCCGUUGAGAUGGAAAGAUGAUCCUAGAUUAUUCAGGUGGGCUCAGUGUAAUCACAAGUAUCCUUGUAAGAGGGAAGCAGGAACAUCAGAGUGAGAGAAGAUGUGAUGAUGGAAGCAGAGGUCAAAAUGAUGCAGUUUGCUGGAGGAAGGGGCCAUGAGCCAAGGACUGCAGACAGCCACUAGACACCGGAAGAGGCAACUAGAACCUCCCCUAGAGCCCCAAGAAAGAAAGCAGUCUUGCCAAUACACUGAUUUUAGCCCAGUAAAACUGAUUUUGGAUUUCAGACUUCCAAAACCAUAAGAUGAUAAAUUUGUGUUGUUUUAAGCCACUGAAUUUGUGGUAAUUUGUUAGAGCAGCAAUAAAAAACUAAUAAAGGCUUUGGUACCCAAAGUGAAGUGCUGCUGUAAUAAAUACCUAAAAAUGGAAGUGGCUUUGGAACUGGAAUUUGGAAAUGGGCAGAAGCUGGAAGAAUUUUGAGGUGCAUGAUAGAUUGCCUUGAACACCUCUUCUUUGAG
Diceros bicornis minor is the source of this 6728-nucleotide messenger RNA. It is a transcript of the gene HEMK1, whose product is annotated as HemK methyltransferase family member 1. Lineage: Eukaryota; Metazoa; Chordata; Mammalia; Perissodactyla; Rhinocerotidae. Gene Ontology annotation, biological process: protein methylation. The record is from RefSeq and is a predicted model, not a curated record. The coding region runs from base 1052 to 2107 and encodes 351 amino acids. Gene Ontology annotation, cellular component: mitochondrion. The transcript is spliced from 10 exons. Gene Ontology annotation, molecular function: protein methyltransferase activity; nucleic acid binding.